CGUGACCGCGCUGGUGCUGAUGCUGCGUGCAUGAGGCAGCACUUUUCCCGCCUCCAGAUCGUCAGACUGCGUCCAGCGCCGAAGUGUCAUGACGUGAGCGUCCGCCCGCCUCCUCAUCAUCACUUUUAUCAUCAUCGUCUUGCUGCUCCUCCUCAUCCCUGCAUGACAGCAUUGGAGCAUCAGGCAAUCAGAAAACGCUGAGUCAUGUCCGCCGGCCUGGACGACAGCGACAGCGUGUUUGAGCUGAAUUCGGUGAUUCCCGAGACAGAGCUGCUGGACAACAGCAUUCAGAAGGGGCGAGCGCAGCUCAGCCGGAGGCACCGCCCCUCUCGCUCCCGUUGCCAUGACAGCGUCAGCUCCAAUGACGACAACGGCGAUGACAGUUUGGACAGGAAACAGGACAAUGCAACGUUCUCUGUCCACUCUCCUCUCCAAGUGACAAUGCGAGGCUCUUCUCCUUCCCCCGAUUUGCUGCUGUCGCCACGUAGCUCCCCCUUCACCUUUGACACGUCACUGGUGGGUCACUCACAUGUCAGCAUUAAAAAUGCGGGAAAAAGAAACCAUCCACUACAGACUGAUAUUUCUCAGGUGCGUCGCUUGCCGGAUGAUGCCGGCUUGUCAUUGGCUGUGGCCCCAAGGCCACGGUACCACCAACUAACCAAUGACACGACUCAAGAGGCUCUGGCCACGUCUGCGGGCUUACUUUCCAAGUCCUGCCCUGCCUCCUCUGACGCCUCGCCCGUUUACACUCGAAGGAGCAGGAGGCCGGACAGCGAAGUUCUGGUGUCCGAGUCCAGUCGAGAGUCGAGUCCUGCCGACCCUCUUCCCGUACUGAUGGACCAGAAAACCAAAAGACGCUUCCAGGAUUUGGGUGUGACGCUCAGGCGCUCGUACCUUCGAGUGAAGAAGGAUAAACUAGACAAAAGAGACAAACGGGCCAGCGAGGGGGGUGGCAGGGACACGUCCGACAGUUUCCAAGGGCGAGAGUGUUCAUCGUCAUCUUCACGAACGUCCACAUCCUUCGUCUCCUUUUCCUGGUUUUCUUCAUCGGGAACGUCACCCGGAUCUCCGCGAAUGCACCCCGCCACUGAACACGCGCCUCCAAAGUCUUGCUCACAGGAAUCAACUUUGAGCGAGGACUUUUCGCCUCCUCAGACGUCCUCGUCCGUGUGUCCUCACGUGGAGUUGUCCUCCUCUAUGUCCUCCUCGCACCCUUACCAAACACUGUCGCAGUCUUCUGACGAGCUGGCCGACGAGGCGCCGUCCGCGGUGGCGUCGUGGACGAGCCAGCAGGUAUGCGAGUGGCUGCGGGAGCUAAGCAUGGACCAGUACGUCCCCGAAUUCCGAGCUGGACACGUGGACGGACACUCACUACUCCAGUUGGAUGGCGGAAAGCUCAAGGGUCUCGGCGUGCUGAGUUCGUGCGACCGUGGCGCUCUCAAGCGGCGGAUCAAAGUCUUGCAGGCGGCGGCCGACAAGAACAAGAAGGGCAAGGACAAAGAUAAAGAGCGCCGCAAGCAGCGCGAGGAGCGCUGGAACUGAAUGCCGCCACCCGCCCAAAGUUGGGGUGGGGUGGAUGGCAGUCAGAAGAGGGACGGAUGGCGUGCGGCCUUGUUACGAAUGGGAUGUUCAAAUAUGGUCAAAGUGCAGGUGUCUCUCUCCCACCUAUGCAAAAGAGACGCAAAUGGUUUUGUGUGCAAGAUGCAUCUUGUCAUGAGCGUGCUUUCCAAUAAAAGGCCCCUAUUGCGAAAGAA
Molecule: messenger RNA, 1754 nt
Organism: Hippocampus comes (tiger tail seahorse)
Lineage: Eukaryota; Metazoa; Chordata; Actinopteri; Syngnathiformes; Syngnathidae
Gene: samd14
Product: sterile alpha motif domain containing 14
Exons: 10
Coding region: 205-1542 (445 amino acids)
Biological process (GO): calcium-mediated signaling; actin filament organization; neuron projection development
Cellular component (GO): actin cytoskeleton; dendrite; postsynaptic density
Molecular function (GO): actin filament binding
Source: RefSeq, a predicted model, not a curated record